Messenger RNA from Xyrichtys novacula (pearly razorfish), 1273 nucleotides. Lineage: Eukaryota; Metazoa; Chordata; Actinopteri; Labriformes; Labridae. The record is from the annotation of a GenBank genome assembly.
AUGGCGGAGUGGUUCUUGGUGCUGGACUUGGUGUUACCGGCCUCCGUUCUGCUUCAGGCUGCUGCAGUGGAACUGGUAAGGCAGCUCGAAGCCCUCUGAGCUCUGCAAGCAAGCCCUCCUCUCUCCUCUGCUGCCCCUCCAGGAAAGUUCUCAUCACUGUAAGCAGCUCCGCCCCAGCACCUGAAGUUCCCGGGUCUGCCUGCCAGGCAGGCCCAGCAGCACCCUCUUCAUCCUCAUCCUCUGUGGCCCAGGCUGCUUCCUCCACAGCUUCUUCCACUUUUUGUGACCGCAGUCCGGUCCGUCUUCCUGUGAACCGGAUGCGUCCCCUUCGACUGGCCGUCCCACUUCUGACACCUUCUGUCGCGGGUUCAGUUUCUUUAAGUUCUUUUUCGGUUGUGGAGGGAAAGAUGAUGGCACAGUCGAGAACCGAGUACGGUGAUUUCCUUUUAUUUACACCAUCUCCAAAAAAAUACCCACAGGUGAAAACUCUUAUGUACAAAAAAUAUUUACAAAAAUUAUUUACAAAAAAGACAGAGGAAAAACUAUUUACAAACCGCAAUUCAAAUACCAGGACCAACAUACGUCUGCUCAACCAGGAGGCACACCAACAAGUGAGCUGAGCUCCUUUAAAUACCCCUUGGCCCCUCCUCCGGACAAACCAAUCAAAACAAUCUAGGGGUUUUUCAAGAUAUCAGCUAUUAUAUCAUAACUAAUAUUUCUACAUACACAAAAUAAUACAAAGCAAUUACUGUUGCUCACACCCUCCACAUGGCUGAGCCAAUAUUAAACCCAAACACAAUAUUUUUCCUAUAAAUCAAUUUGUUCCCGGACUUUGGUUUCUCCCUGGGUCACCUGACCCGCGGAGGCACGUCACCUAGUGCUACUUAACAGGUUACCCGGAACUGCCUCUGUUCAGUCCAUGAAGCGGAGACAGAAGGUGAGUGUGUAUGUGUGUGCGUGUACGUGUAAGCGAGACCCGUGUAGGUGUUUGAGUGUGCACCCUCUAACACCAACCACGGGGACGCAAGAGUCCAAUUAUUGUCUUUAAAUGUUCAUUUUGACUCCCGUCCGUCUGUCACUCCAGCCGCGAGUGACCACGCUAUUCCCCCACGUCGGCGACGAGGGAGAGCGAGAGGGAGAGAAGGCGUCCAGCCGCGAGAGAGAGCGUGCGUCCAGCCGCGAGAAAGAGAGCGGCCAGCCGCGAGGGAGAGAGCGGCCAGCCGCGAUGAGGACGGCGUUAGUGGCGCCCUGCCACACCUUCCCUUUAAUUUAA